AAUUCUGUGCUGUAGCAGUUUCCCUCUAAAGCAACUUUCUUAGCAGUUUCCCCUGUUUCAGAAGUCUUCACUUCACACGGUUUGUAUGUGCCUUUCUUCCUUCAAUCUUAGUUUCGUGCUUCCCAUUUUGUGCUUGGUCUCUCUUGACUCUUGCAAGAUUUUUCUCAGGUACGUACUCUGAUUUUAUGAUUCUGUUUUUAUCUUUACUUAAAUCUAUGCUUUAAUUGCUUACAAUUCGUUUCUUUUGAUUCUGCUUCUUGUUUUUCGGUUUAGUUUGGUUGUGUCGUAUGUGGGGUUUUUUUUUUUUUUUAAUUUUCUUUUGUCUUGUUUAUUUGUUGACUUGUGCUUUUGUUGUUUACAUGCAAUGGUCAAUUUCGCCCUCGUUUACUUGGGUUCUUUCUUGUUAUCCAAACAAAACCCACGUUUUCUUAUUCAUUGAAUUUGAUGUUAUAUGUGUUUUUCACUGUUUUGUGUUCUUAUUCUUGAUGUUUCAGGUACCCUGUAUUUAAUCGUUUGGCCUCUUUAUGUUAUUUCUUGUUUAUGACAAAAUUGGGAGAAAUUUUUUUGUAAUAUUAUGUGAUCUUGUUGAUUUUUUUUUUUUUUUUGGGUAAGAAACAGUAACCCAACUCAGUCAAAUGAUUAAUAUCAUUUAUCAUUUAUCAUUUUAGUUAAUUUCUUACACUUUUUAUCUAAAACUUAACAAUUAGGAUCAUAAUUACUUAUCACUUUUUUUUUCUUAUGUUACAAAAGAAUUGAAGCCAUGAGUAUGGAGUUACUAAAUGUUCAAUUUGUAGAAUAUGAUUGACAUUUCAGUUUCUGUUUGUUUUUGGUCUUUUUAAUAUCUUCUCUGUUUCUUUAUCUUUUCAAGUAUAAAUAAAGGGACAAAAUUAUUGGAAUAAGAAGGGCCUAUGCCAGUAAGUAACGUCUCAAUAUCCUGUUUGUAUACCAAUUGGUAUUAAAGAUUCCUUUUUCGAACUUUUUACCCUUGUAUCUACCUUUCUUUUCUUUCGGUUUCUUUGAAAAGAUUUUUUAUUAUAGAAAUUUGUUCUGGUUUUCAUUCUGAUUGAUGUUGCUUCUUUUUUGUAUUUCUAGAUAAUACUUGACAACCUGUCUAGAUUGUAACUGUUUAUACCACCAUAGCAAUCUCACUGAAAGUCUUUCUUGAUUUAUCCAGGAACAUUUAUUGAUUACUUUACAGAUUCAGUUAGGAUUCUACUUUAAGAAUGUUUGGCUUAAAGAAAUCUCCCAUAAGGGUUGGUAAGCAUAACUCAGCUGAUCUUGGAUAUCAGGCUUCCUCUUGCUCCAAACCUUACGACUCUGACAAUGAGUUUGACAAUAAGCAGACUCUUAAACCCUCAAAAAGGACUUCUUCUGAACCCAACCUAACCACUCCAAAUAUGAGCACUAAUCCUUUUGAUGAUGAUGAGAUAAGAAAGACUUCUCCUAGAUUCUCUUAUUCACAUAAUGCAGCUGCCAGAAACAGAUACAAGAAUGAUUUCCAUGACUCAGGUGAAAUAGAGAACCAGUCAGUGCAAGAAUUGGAGGACUAUGCUGUUUACAAGGCCGAGGAGACUACAAAGUCAGUGAACAGUUCUCUGAAGAUUGCUGAAGAGAUAAGAGAGGAUGCUACAAAAACUUUGAUCACGUUGCAUCAUCAGGGUGAACAAAUUACCAGGACACACCACAAUGCUGCUGACAUUGACCAUGAUCUUAGUCGGGGUGAGAAGCUUUUGCGAAGCCUUGGGGGCAUGUUCUCUAGGACUUGGAAGCCAAAGAAAACCUGCCCAAUCAUGGGCCCUGUCAUAACAAGAGAUGAUCCUGUCCAAAGGAAGGGUAACCACAUGGUUCAGAGGGAGAAGUUGGGACUAAGUCAUGCCUCCAGGGGACCAGCAAACACACAAGCACCUUUGCAUGAGCCAGCAGAUGCUUAUCAGAAAGUUGAGGUGGAAAAGGCAAAGCAGGAUGAUGCACUUUCAGAAUUAAGCAAUAUAUUGGGAGAUUUGAAAGAUAUGGCUAUCGAUAUGGGGUCUGAAAUUGAUAGUCAGAACAAAAAACUGGAUAAUAUGCAAGAUGAUGUGGAUGUGAUAAAUUUCCGAAUGAGAGAGGUGAAUGCAUGCGGUCGUCGUUUGCUCGGAAAGUAGUCUUUCAUAUAUGCUUAGUCUGCUGAUACAGUCGCUGCCAUCCACAUACAUUUGUAUACCUAAAGUGGAUAUACAUAGUUUUAUUGCUUAAAAUAAAUCUUGGAAAACAACAUAGAGCUACAAUGGAAAUUCACAGUGCGAUACAAUAAACUAAAAUACAUGAGAUGAAAUUAGCAUGCCCAA
Molecule: messenger RNA, 2324 nt
Organism: Mangifera indica (mango)
Lineage: Eukaryota; Viridiplantae; Streptophyta; Magnoliopsida; Sapindales; Anacardiaceae
Product: SNAP25 homologous protein SNAP33-like
Exons: 6
Coding region: 1224-2141 (305 amino acids)
Cellular component (GO): plasma membrane; SNARE complex
Molecular function (GO): SNAP receptor activity
Source: RefSeq, a predicted model, not a curated record